Molecule: messenger RNA, 2923 nt
Organism: Neolamprologus brichardi
Lineage: Eukaryota; Metazoa; Chordata; Actinopteri; Cichliformes; Cichlidae
Source: RefSeq, a predicted model, not a curated record
ACCUCUCUUUCUCUAUCUCUCUCUCUCUGUGCGUCGUUUCUGGCAGCCAGGGAGAGUGGGGAGGGAGUGGAGAGACGCGCUGGCAACUCCUGCGUUUUCACCGACAUUCUUCAAUGAAUCAGCAACAGAGAAAGCUGCAGAUUGAAAGACCUUCAUCGUGGUGAAAAACCAUCAGAGACAGCUUUUUAACUCGCCAUAAAUGCAAAAUAAGAGACGUAAAGUGAGAAAGGUUUCAUGAGAUGACAUUUUGUCCCUGGCUUAUUCAAAAGAGCCAACAUCAGACCCUGAAGAGAAAAGGCAGUGAGGGAAGUAACUUUUGUAGCUCCAUAAAUGGCCUCAGUAUCCUGCAGGUGUCGUUGAGUGUGACAAAAAUCUAUUCAACAUGAGCAAUCCAACUAGUAUCCAAGGCCUGAGGGUCAGUGUUGACAGAGGAGAAAAGAUUGGAAAUAAAACCCAGAUCCAGUUCUCUCAGUCUGGAGAUGACAACGCCAAUCAGUUAUCCUCAAUCAGUGAUCAAGAAAGAAGAGGUUUGUAUGAGGACACGGGAUACGGCACAAGCUCUAUGCCUCCCUUGGUCUCUCAGAGCGACUCCCCAGAAAAGUUAGAGUUUUGGGGAUCAGAGCAGCAAUGCGUGGAGUCUGACUAUGAGCUUUUGGCACGUCAGGAGAUACAUACUUACCUGGGAAGCAGGAAGCAGGAGGAGAAUGAGGAGGAGGACGAUUGUGGAAGCAUGAAAGAUGGAAAAGAUGAAGGUGCCAUGUCAAUAUCAUCGAGUUCAACAGCCAGCUCUGCUUCUACCGGCGUGAGGAGAAAUGACAAUGACAGCAACAGAGUGGAGAGUAAAAUUCAGAGAGGCAAAGAGGUUCAGAAAAGGAUCGCCUGUCAUAGCACUGAGGAGCUAGACGCAUGCGUGACAGCAGAGAAACAGGACACCAGGUCAGGCAGAGAAAGAUGGAAGGGAGGUCUGAAGGAGUCUAAGUCUGAGACGAAUGUGUUUGUCUCCAGCCUGUCAGCUGUUUCCCUCAGUGGAAGCCUGUCUAGUGCUCUGGAUGGUGAUGGAGAAACUUCUCUCGCCUCUCUGUCGAAGACCAACCCUUAUCACAAUGCCCAAAACACUACCUCAGCCCAGAACAGAAGAAGGGCAGCCCCUGUAGAUGCCAAUCAGAACUCCCCACCGAUGCAUCCUCAGGAGACCCUUAACCCAGCAUUCUCAUACCAGGAUCAGAGAAAAGAUGAGAGAAGUCAUAGAAAUGGCUUGUCCUCUGAUGGAGGGCUGGGCCAAAGGAGAAAGGCUGGAUUUGAGGAGAGGGUGCUGCCACCACGGCGCCAACAGCUUGUGAGACCUCUCUGUCAGACGGAGAUGGGAAGAGCGAGGAGUGCAGACUCCAACACUCAGCAAACUGAGACAGGGCAACUGUCUCCUCUUAACCUCUCUGCAGAUCCACACAGUAAUGGGUCAAACAGAAAGUUUACAAAAACAUCUUUACGUGAACCAUCGGAUUUCUCCCACCUGUACAACACAUCUGGAAUCUCCCAGCUGAGGCAACCCAGCCAGACAUCCCAAAGGGAGACUGCACCAGCGGAAAAACAGCCAGCUACAAGUGCACGCCACAGUUCCAAUCCCUCAAACCCUUCCACCUUAGAGAAGAGACCCCAGACUCAGCUUACAUACAGAAGGAAUUGCUCUAGUCCCAACAGAACUGGGGUUGAAUCCAGGUCAUCAACCCCUCCACACUCACCUCUCAGGACACCCCAGGGCUCACCAUGCAGGCAACCCUCCAUGUACCUCGUUUCUAGGAAUGUCUCUGGAGUGGUUAGACACAUCCCUGCUGUAUCAACAUCAGCUCAGGGCUAUGGCAACAGUUGCUUGAGAGCACCAGUCAAAACUAAUAUAAGCACAAGUGGAAUCCCCAAAGCGCCUCUUAACAACCAGCAAAGCUCCCCCAGCUCUAACAACAACAACUCCCCCAAAGACAGCUCGCCAUCACCUAAACUGAAACCUAAAGGAGUUCGCCCCAAAAUCAUUACCUACGUCCGAAAGAAUCCUCAGUUUAAGCCUCAGGCUUCUGAUGGACCGUAUCAGGUAUCCUCUCUACCAUCCAGGCUGUCCGCAUGCACCCACAGCCAAACACCCACAUCUUUUAAAGACACACCUAAAGAGCCCCCAAGGCCUGAUCCGGAAACCCGAGGAGCCCCAGUUCUUUGUGCCUCCAAUCUGCUUUAUGAUAAGUACCGACAGGAGAUGCAGACAAACAUUUUUCCAUCAGGAAUACUGAAUAGGAGUAUAAGGGCUCCUGGACACACAAACACUGUUCCACCCGUACACGCCCAUAGCCACACAGCACCUCCAAAACUGGGCAGCAAGGCAGACAACUUCUAUGGGACACCAUCAGAGGUUGGAAGAUCCAUCAGCUUGAAAGGCUGCUCCGCUGAGGACGCUCUGCAGAGCAGGACGGCUGCUCAGGCAGGAGGGAGUGGCAGUCUUCUGCGGUCUGGCAGAGGUCUGCGUCUGGGACUGGGAGCUGUCACCAGAACGGCUACGAUCUCGGCCAAGGGCAGAGGACCUAGUCAAGGUCAGAGGUCAACACAAGUCUUCAGCCAGCCGGUCCAACCUGUCACCCCAGCAACUAAUCAGAAAGACCCGGAUAAUACAGAUGACCAGGCUGCCACCCCGCCUGCUACUAUGACAGCAGCAGCCCAGCCCCAGGCUGCAGCGGCCUCCAGGUCUCUGCUUCCCAAAGCAAGUCAGUCGGGUCUUCGCCCCCCAGGUUUCAGCUCCAGCCGCCUGCCCGCGGGCCGCCUGGCGGCAUUUGGCUUCGUCCGGAGCUCCAGCGUGUCCUCUGUCUCCUCGGCCCAUUCUGCUGACAGCACACAGAGUGACCCCUGCAGAACAGCUCACCGUGAGUCAGCUCAAAUCUGUUGA